Hippopotamus amphibius kiboko is the source of this 3038-nucleotide messenger RNA. It is a transcript of the gene ZDHHC7, whose product is annotated as zinc finger DHHC-type palmitoyltransferase 7. The transcript has 9 exons. The coding region runs from base 429 to 1355 and encodes 308 amino acids. Gene Ontology annotation, biological process: peptidyl-L-cysteine S-palmitoylation; protein targeting to membrane. Gene Ontology annotation, cellular component: Golgi apparatus; endoplasmic reticulum. NCBI's taxonomy places the organism in Eukaryota, Metazoa, Chordata, Mammalia, Artiodactyla, Hippopotamidae. The record is from RefSeq and is a predicted model, not a curated record. Gene Ontology annotation, molecular function: protein-cysteine S-palmitoyltransferase activity.
GGCCGGCUCCGGCCCGGCCCGGCCCGGCCAGGCCAUGAACGCGGCCGCAUGAUGCGUCCCUGCCUCGGCCGCCGCCGCCGCCGCCGCCGCAGGCCGGGAGGAGCCGCAGCGCCGGGCGACCCCGCCCGGGCCUCGGGCAGAGAGUGAGAGUCUUCUAAUUGGAGGAAGCAGUGGAGCAGGAGCACAGAGCUGUGAAGGGCACGGCAGCCGAACCAGGUGAACACUGCGGAAGAGCCUGCAAAGGCAGCGGAGCCACCUUCAGUGGCGCCUUGAAUGCCACGGUCCCAAGGUUUGGCGCCUUUAUUGGUUAGGGUUCUGCAGAGGUGCGGCCAGAGAUCCUAUCACAUAGGACAGUAUGCACCUUAAGAUCCUGAAGAAAAGGCACAAAAUGUUCAAGUAAUGUCAAGAAAUAAUUUGUGAGGGAAACCAUGCCGUCCUCAGGACACCGGCUCCGGGAGGUCGAGCAUCACCCUCUCCUGGCUGAAAAUGACGCCUGCGACCCCUCGUCCUCCUCUUCGUGCGAGGCUGACGCGGCCGGCGGGGUCUGGUUCAUCCGCGACGGCUGCGGCAUGGUCUGCGCCGUGGUGACGUGGCUGCUGGUCGUGUACGCAGACUUCGUGGUGAUGUUCGUCAUGCUGCUGCCCUCUGGAGACUUCUGGUACUCCCUGGUCAACGGGGCCGUCUUCAACUGCCUGGCGCUGCUCGCGCUGUCCUCUCACCUGCGCACCAUGCUCACCGACCCCGGGGCAGUACCCAAAGGGAAUGCGACUAAAGAAUACAUGGAGAGCUUGCAGCUGAAGCCUGGGGAGGUGAUCUACAAGUGCCCCAAGUGCUGCUGUAUCAAGCCCGAGCGUGCCCACCACUGCAGUAUUUGCAAAAGAUGUAUUCGGAAGAUGGACCAUCACUGCCCUUGGGUGAACAACUGUGUCGGAGAGAAGAAUCAGAGAUUUUUCGUGCUCUUCACUAUGUACAUCGCGCUGGCGUCCGUGCACGCGCUGGUCCUCUGCGGGCUGCAGUUCAUCGCCUGCGUCCGAGGGCAGUGGACUGAGUGCAGUGAUUUCUCACCUCCGGUCACUGUCAUCCUGUUGGUCUUCCUGUGCCUUGAGGGUCUGCUGUUUUUCACCUUCACCGCGGUGAUGUUCGGCACGCAGAUCCACUCCAUAUGCAACGAUGAAACGGAGAUCGAGAGGCUGAAGAGCGAGAAGCCGACGUGGGAGCGGCGGCUGCGCUGGGAAGGGAUGAAGUCCGUCUUUGGGGGCCCCCCCUCGCUGCUCUGGAUGAACCCCUUCGUCGGCUUCCGAUUCCGGCGACUGCACACGAGACCCAGGAGGGGGGGCCCCGAGCUCUCGGUGUGAGGCCCUCCCGUCGGCUGGGACUUGUUCACGGACGUCGUGUGUUCGGGGUGGGGAAGGGGUCGGCCGCGCGCCUGUGGCCAGCAGGGCAGUGAGACCCGUGCAGACCAGCUGCUUGCAGCAAGCAGCCUUCCAUGUGUUUACGGUCACGGACGGCGGAGGUCCCACACUAGUACCUGGGUGGCGCUGUGAUCAGUGUCACCGUCCAGUGACCAAAGGACGUGGCCGCACGAGGAAGCCAGAUGUCAUCUUCCUGCACAGUUAGAAGUUUUGUUAACAUACUUGGCAUUUUCUAAGGUGUCGUGCGGGCUGUUACACGGGUUAUUAAAAUCCUGUGUGCCGAGCUGCUUUUCUCAAUCGUGAAGAAGACAAGCCAAUCCAGUGACCAGGAAUUCCGCGGCUGGUGGCUCCAGGGAGCUCCCGCUGGCCCCGUGACUCUCGGGGGCCCGCUCGCUGCAGGCGGGGUCUGGACCAGGAGCGCGCGGGGGCUGCAGGCUCGCUCCCCGCCCGGGCCGGCGGGCCUUGACCCUGUGGGCAAGUCCACGUGUGUCUGUGUAUGUGCGUGCACGUGCGUUUUCAAGUGGGCCGUGUUGUUCAGGCGACGUCACACAUCACGGGUGUGUGCCACAAACAAGCUACUUUUAAGAAACCGACGUUUCAGGGAAGAGGGGAGAGCUGCACGGGCCCCUCCCGUGGGGUUCACUAUGAAUGUAUUGCUUAUUGGAGAAUAUCUCGAUCCAAAGAACAAUCAUUCCUCUGUGGUCCUCUUGUUGCCCUCCUGUCUUCAUUUUAUUUUAAAACUCUUGAGUGUGUGAGAGGGCUUUGGAACUGACCUGUUUGGUUCCGGCCAGAUUAGCGGCUGUGGCGGCCCCGGGGUGGGAGGGGAGCGGCGUCCGCGGUAGCCUGGCAUCUGCGGCCUGAGGAGGUGAGGGGGCCUCGCUUGCAGACGGUAUUUAGGAUGGCGACAGCUGGUUUGAUGUUUUUAAUUUUUCCCCUUUGGGGCUAUCAUUUUGUUUCUCUACUCACAUCACAGGCGAUAAAAUAGGACCCUUGGUGCAGAGCUUAAAAUUAUGCCAGAAAGCAAAACAGCUCCCCUCUCGGGGGACUCGCCUUAAACUUGCCUGGUUUGUCCGUGUUUUGUGGGAUCCUGGAGGAAGCCAUCUCUGACAAGGUCAGGGUCCCCUGAGCCGCCUCCCACGCUGAGAAGAGUGGGCAUCUCCCUCCUGGUCUCCUCUGCUCACCUGUGAGCCAUUUUGCUUUCGUUUGCAUUAACCUUCCCCUGUCCUGAUCAGGGCUUCUACCGCCGCUGGCGCAGAACCGCGAAGGGCCUACCUGACAGCCGUCUAGCCAAGGAAACGAGCUGUGGGGUGGCUGUGCAGCAGACUCGGUCACUGCAGAAACACAGGCUGUGGGGGGAGGGGGCGGCGCACGACUCGCAGCGGAGGACGCUCCCGAGAUGGCUCUGCACGUCCGUCUGCACACCCGUCCUCUGGGCUGGACGUGUGUGUUGGGCUUCAGUGUGAAGCUUUUAACGUGUAUAUCCUGGUUAUCAAUAAAAACGAUUAUCCAAGUGGUUGAAUCCUGUGAGACUUGGCAAAUAAGUGCAAAUCAAGUAUACUUGACUUUUCAACCUCUUCUUUCAUUGUAACUUUUGUAAGAAAUAAAGUCACCGAUUGACAUUCUCCA